CACCAGCCCUCUUAAGGAUGAGACCGUCCCUUGAUUCUGGCAUCGGAGCAUGACCUACACUGUACAAGAACUGUUCCUGGUCCUGGAGGGCAAUCGACGUGAUCGAAGGAGCCAUGUCUAAUAAAGACCGGUUAUAUAUUUGUCUUUAUGCGAGAGGAGGGCAGCCGAAAAUGCGAGACCUUGAAGAUACCUAUCACUGGGCUUUGAUGGUAGGCCCGAAGAUUGAGAAGCCAGAGAAAGAAGGUGUACGAUACCACGCGAAAGAAAAGGUCGGUUCGGAUGGCGUACAUUGGGAAUUUGAGAAAAGAUCUGUGUCACUCCGACCGACAAGUAUGCUCCUAGUGCGGGUGUUGAUUGGCAAGGUGGACGAUUCAGCUCGACUUGAUGCGAUCUUGCGUCAAACCCCAGUGAGGGAUGGCUUGGAUGGUUGGAACUGCGUUGCCUGGCUGAAGGAAGCUCUAGAGCUUGUUAGUAAGGACAAAAAGGCCGUUGGAACAAGCGUCCUGGUGUGGAAUACUGUUCGCAAAACUGCAAUGGAUUACUGUAACCAAAAGAAAGCGGACGGUCGAUUUUCAUCUGCGAGGUAUAAUCCAGAGAAAGUUCCAACAUAUGACCUUCUGGAGCAUAAGGAGACAACUUCUUGAGAUAUACAGUAAGUUGAGAAAGACAUAGCCUUCAGAAUUCUCCCCACCAUCUCUGCCUAAUCUUCUCCAUCUUGAGAGCUUCAGGCCAAGGCUCC
Messenger RNA from Exophiala oligosperma, 739 nucleotides. RefSeq lists its product as uncharacterized. The record is from RefSeq and is a predicted model, not a curated record. The transcript is spliced from 2 exons. Bases 114 to 644 code for a protein of 176 amino acids. NCBI's taxonomy places the organism in Eukaryota, Fungi, Ascomycota, Eurotiomycetes, Chaetothyriales, Herpotrichiellaceae.